GGUUAUCGCGCGAAUGAAAGAUUUGACAUAGCGGUGUCUCCUGUAGACAAUGGCGAAGCGGACUAUCAGUUCGUACUUUCUUCCUAAACCUCAUGAUAUAGAGAAGACAAAUCCUGAGAAUGAGUCCGACUCAGAUUGUGAGGAAACGGUCGUGGCGAAAAAAGUCAAAAAAUUCAGCUUUCGCGAUGAGUGGCUGCGCGAGUUCACCUGGCUGAGGUAUUUCAGGGAGACCAACUCAAUGAACUGUACAUUCUGCUGUCGAUUCCCACAACAUGCGGGGAACACGAAAUGUGCUGAUAAGACUGGCACGACACAAUUAAAACACGACACGCUGAUCAAACACAACGCCAGUCUCAAACAUAAAAUGUGCCGCGACCUGUGCAAUGAAAGUGCAGCUCCACUCAGUCGCAUUUAGAAGACAAGAGGCUGCUAACCAGUGCGCCGAGGAGGCCGAAUUGCGAUUGAAGUUUAACACGGCGUAUUUCAUUGCCAAAGAAGAACUGCCCUUUACGCAAUUUAAAGGCCAACUUGAUCUACAAAGGAAGAAUGGUGUCAAACUAAACGCAACGUACAAUAACGACACAGCAUGCGCACAGUUUGUUGGCAUCAUCGCAGAUACACUGAAACGGAAGACGUACGAGAAGAUUAAGGACGCUCCUUAUCUGUCAAUCAUGAUUGAUGGGGACACAGAUACGUCAACAAAAGAGUGUGAAAUCAUACAUGCCAGGAUCCUGCAACAAGGGAAACCAACAAAUGUUUUGAUUGGCCACAUCGAAGUGCAACAUGCACAUGCUCAAGGUGUAUAUGAUGCCACCAAAGAGGCCUUCAAGAAACUAGGGACAGAAACAGGGUGGUUAGACAAGACGGUUGCCAUGGGAGCUGACGGCGCAGCUGUCAAUCUUGGGCAUAAAGGAGGUGUAAUAGCCCUUCUCCAAGCUGAGGCAGGGGCUUUUAUUGUCCCAUUUCAUUGCAUGCCACAUAGGCUGGAGCUGGCAAUGCUGUCAGUGCAAAGGAAAAUUCCCAUGGUGGAUCAUGUCUACAGUCUCCUCAACAUGGUUUGGAAAACCUACCACUUCAGCAGCAAGUCUAUGAGAGAACUGCGAGCACUUGGAGAGGAGCUGGGUGUGCAUGUCAAUGUACCAGGUAGUGUCAGUGGGACACGCUGGCUUGCACAUGUAAACCGCGCCCUGCAAACCCGACUGAGACCUGGAGGAAAGGACAGAAACCUGCAGAAUCCUGGCCAGUUCACAGCAGUUUACUUCCACAUGGAACAUUUGACUGCAUCAUCAACCAAUGCUGACAUUGCUGGGAGAGCAAGGAAGGUCAAGAAGAUGAUGGAAGAUGGGGCCUUUGUGGGUUUCUUUCACUUCUUGGCUGACUUGUUUGAGGCCAUUAGCAAAUUCAGCCUUCUUCUCCAAAGAAAUGAUGUCAUUUUGCCUCAGGCUGUGAAUGGGAUUCAGAAUCUUAUUGCAACUGUUGAGGCCAUGUCAGUGAGAUGCAAGCCAGGUGGUAGGCUAGCAGAAUUACUGGCAGACCUUCAGGCCCAGAGAAGACAACAAGAGAGUGAUGGUGAGGCUCACCCUUUGUACAAAUAUCAGGGGGUCACCAUCAAAGGAGAAGUCUCUGGUCUGGGAGCAGAUGGACUCUCAAUGGAAAGCACACCUCAGCUGCAACGAGCAGUAAAAGCAACAGUCGAGUGCACUGUGCUGCACCUGAAGCAGAGGUUCAGCAGUCUACUUGGCAAAUGAAGGGUCCUCAUUAGCAACAACGAGGGCAGUGAGGUCAUUCAAAAUAUUAAAUCACGAUUCCUGGCCUGAACAAAGACAUCUCCUGACAGAUUAUGGUGCAGAGGAGCUGGACUUCCUGCUGGACCACUUCUCCCCCAUCCUAACAAGAAAUGGCUGUGAUGCCAAGCUGGCAAGAGAGGAGUAUCAGUCGAUGAAAAUGUUCAUUGUUACAAACUACAUGGACAAGUCAUACCAUGCCCUGUGGGGGAUGAUGUUGACCAAAAUGCCGUUCUGCUCCGACUACAAAAACAUCCUACAUCUUGUACACAUGAUGCUUGCACUCCCAGUGUCUUCUGCUGUGUGCGAGAGAGGAUUCUCUUCCCAGAAGAGGAUGAAGUCAGAUGUCAGGGGGUCUCUUCAUGUGGACACUGUUGAGGACUUAAUCAGAAUUAGUAUGGAGGGACCGAACAUCGAUGAUUUUGAUGCCAAAGAGGCUGUUGACAUGUGGCUCAAUCAGGCUCAACGUACAAGGAGGCCUAAUUACAAGGGCUGGCCAACACAGGCACCUUAUCCCCCACCAAGGGGUGAUCUUUUGUAGGAAGUGUUAAUGCACAAGUUAUGUCUACAACUUGUUCUGUUGUUGUCAGUGGAGCAUAAAUAUUCAUUUUGUAUUUUUAAGCUAUAUAACUGGCGUAUGUUAUUAAAACUAUUGCACAAGUUUAUAAGAUUGUAUAUUGUCAAAUUAUUUAUCAGUAAUACAGUAAAAAUGAUGGGAAAACUUUGCAAGUCGAUUCAUAGUGUGCGCAGGGUUUUUCCUGCAUAGAGGAAAUGUGGGUGCGCGCCUAAGCCGUUUUCCCGAGCGCCUAUGACAAAUUCCGAGCGCCUAAGGCAAAAAAAAGUCUGCGUUGAAAAAACAAAAAACAACUGUGUUCAUCAGGUUCAUGUCAGCGAAUAUGUUCUCAAUAGUAUGUUUCAAGGAGGUGUGCUCACCUGUGUGCGCGUAUCACGGCAGAGCGGCCAGCUGCUGAUCACGCACUCAAUAGCUCGACUGCAUGAAUAGAAGGAAAAAGUGCGCCCCUAAAUUUUCUGCUUGCGCCCCUAACAUUUUAAGUUAGGAGCGACUGUGCUCCUAGUU
This is a messenger RNA of Pseudoliparis swirei, 2862 nucleotides long. RefSeq names its product zinc finger protein 862-like. The transcript has 10 exons. Gene Ontology annotation, molecular function: protein dimerization activity. The coding region runs from base 384 to 1748 and encodes 454 amino acids. The record is from RefSeq and is a predicted model, not a curated record. NCBI's taxonomy places the organism in Eukaryota, Metazoa, Chordata, Actinopteri, Perciformes, Liparidae.